Messenger RNA from Botrytis porri, 1609 nucleotides. RefSeq lists its product as uncharacterized. Gene Ontology annotation, cellular component: cytoplasm. The transcript is spliced from 3 exons. The record is from RefSeq and is a predicted model, not a curated record. Gene Ontology annotation, molecular function: saccharopine dehydrogenase activity. Lineage: Eukaryota; Fungi; Ascomycota; Leotiomycetes; Helotiales; Sclerotiniaceae. Bases 109 to 1455 code for a protein of 448 amino acids.
CACCAAGAAAUUUAACCCAUCAGUAUGAGUCGUUCGGUGAAGUUUCAAGCUUUUGCUUGAUAUUUAUUUUCAGUUUAUUCUCAAUUAUAUUCAUCCAAGUUAGACAUCAUGGCUGGAUUUGACACAAAGAAAGUUCUUAUGCUCGGUGCGGGCUUCGUAACACGCCCAACCUUGGAUAUUCUCAGUGAAGCAGGCAUUCAAGUUUCUGUUGCAUGCAGAACUAUCGAAAGUGCUAAAAAGCUCUCCGAAGGUGUCAAAAAUGCCCACCCAAUCUCUCUCGACGUCACAGACGACAAAGCUCUUGAUGCCGAAGUUGCAAAGAACGAUUUGGUCAUCAGUUUAAUCCCAUAUACAUUCCACGCUACCGUCAUCAAAUCUGCCAUCCGAAACAAGAAGAACGUCGUUACCACUAGUUAUGUUUCUCCCGCCAUGCUCGAAUUGGACGAGGAGGCCAAGAAUGCCGGUAUCACAGUUAUGAAUGAGAUUGGUUUGGAUCCAGGAAUCGAUCACUUGUAUGCUGUUAAGACCAUCGAAGAGGUUCACAAGGCGGGUGGAAGAAUUACUUCUUUCUUGUCAUACUGUGGUGGUCUUCCAGCUCCAGAGAAUUCGGAUAACCCUCUCGGUUACAAGUUCUCUUGGUCUUCUCGUGGUGUUUUAUUGGCACUGAGAAAUGCUGCAAGAUUUUACAAAGAUGGAAACAUUGUCGAUGUUGCUGGUCCAGAAUUGAUGGGUACCGCCAAGCCAUACUUCAUCUACCCAGGAUACGCAUUUGUCGCCUACCCAAACAGAGAUUCUACUCCUUACAAGGUGCGUUACAAUAUUCCAGAAGCACAAACUAUAAUUAGAGGUACUUUGAGAUAUCAAGGUUUCCCAGAAUUUAUUCGUGUAUUGGUAGAUAUGGGAUUCUUGAGUGAUGAAGACCACGGAUUCACCGAGGCAAUUUCCUGGAAGGAGGCUACUCAAAAGGUUCUUGGAGCUUCAUCAAGUACUGAGGAUGAUUUGAAGUGGGCAAUUGCUUCCAAGGCAAAGUUCGAGAGUACCGAAGAAAAGGAACGUAUCAUGAACGGUCUUAACUGGGUUGGUAUUUUCUCCGACCAAAAGAUUAUUCCCCGUGGUAACCCUCUCGAUACUCUGUGCGCCACUCUCGAGAAGAAGAUGCAAUUCGAGGAGGGAGAACGUGAUCUUGUCAUGUUGCAACACAAGUUUGAGAUUGAGCACAAGGAUGGAAAGAAGGAGACUCGUACAUCGACAUUAGUUGAAUACGGUGAUCCAAAUGGUUACUCCGCCAUGGCCAAAUUAGUCGGUGUACCAUGUGGUGUUGCUGUAAAGCAAGUUCUCGAUGGAACAAUCAGUGAGAAGGGUAUCCUUGCCCCUAUGACCAGCAAGAUCAACGAUCCGUUGAUGGAGGAGCUGAAGAAUUACGGAAUUACAUUGGUUGAGAAGACCAUUUCUUAGAGCAUGAUACCACAUACAUUUAGAUAACGAAAUUCAAAAAUAUAUGCAUGGUUUAAAUGUGCUUCCGAGCCUGUUAUCUAACUACCAAAGAAACCUCUAAUCUACCUUCGAGAACUCUGUGCUUCACCCUCCUUUUCUCUUUCCCAUCUGUGCA